Molecule: messenger RNA, 706 nt
Organism: Stegodyphus dumicola
Lineage: Eukaryota; Metazoa; Arthropoda; Arachnida; Araneae; Eresidae
Product: guided entry of tail-anchored proteins factor 1
Biological process (GO): tail-anchored membrane protein insertion into ER membrane
Cellular component (GO): GET complex
Molecular function (GO): protein-membrane adaptor activity
Source: RefSeq, a predicted model, not a curated record
AUUGUUAUUUGUAAACAAUAUUCUGUUUUCGGUGUUUCAGGUUAAACGUGUGGGUGAAUUAACUAUUGAAAAUGAGCUCAUCUUUUGAUGUGAAGUUAUUUUGGAUGGGUACCUUAUGUGGCAUGUUCUCAUCUUUUAUACCAAUAGUUGUUAAAAUGAUCUUGCAAGUUAUUAACAGAGAAACUGAAAUGGAAGCUAAUCUAAGAAGACAAGUUUGUGAUUUGAAAGCAGAGUUGGGAAGCAUUAGUAUGGUUGAUGAAUUUGCAAAAUAUGCAAAAAUAAAAAGAAAAGUGAAUAAGGUGACAGAUGAGCUUUCGCAUCAAUCUGAUAUUAGGAGUUCAUAUACAUUGAAAGUUCGUUUUAUUGCAACUGCUGCAUUGUAUACCAUUAUGGGUUUUGCAAUAGUGUUCUUAUUAUGGAAUUACAGAAAAGUACCUGUAGCUGUUUUGCCUGAAAAAUGGUUGUAUCCAUUAGCUUCUGUAUUAUCUUAUCCUUCAGGUGUUCCUGGUGGUAUUAGUCUGACAGCUUGGUUAUUUAUAUCUGGUUCAUUUGGAAGAGUUAUGGCUACUUCAUUAACAUUGUAAAAUUUGUAAUUAAUUAAAAAAAAUUUUGCAAUAUCAUAGUCAUUUUAUACAAGUCGUUUUUUGUAAAUUUUCUUUUUGUAUUCUAUAACUAUUAAAUUAUGUUGAUAAAUCAUUAAAACAAA